UAUAACAAGUGCAUCCACCGUGAGAAUUUAUUUUGGCAACAACUCAGCUGUAACUUCUUUUCCUAGGAAUAUUUCAGCGUUUUUCCCACGUUUAAUUUUACAGUGCAUGCUAAGCGUCGUAUGAGUAAUUUCCUUUUCUCGUCUAUAAUAGCGACAAUUGAUGUCUUAACAUAGACUGACCUUGCCUGUUCUAGAUACCCACUGCUAGCUUAGUGCUAACCUGUCGUUAGUGCUAGCUUGUAAAGCUAACUGUAAGUUGACUUAAUGUUCGCUAGUCUUCUAGUUUUACACUUGUUGUUGUAUUUAUGAUGGAAGAUGAAGCCUUCGCCGACAUUAACGGCAAAGCCAUCUCUCUGGACUGCCAGAAUCACUCAGAUUUGUGCAGGGAGUUCACAGUCAGCUCUGCUAAAGUGUCCAUCGUGAAGGUGAUGGUGUAUACCUGCUCUGUUUGGCUCCUAGCAUACGCCGUGUUCUUCUUCACAGAGAACACAGCAGUGUUGUCCUGUGCUAUAUUUGUCACCCUGGUGGGCAUGAUGCUUCACAUCCACUUUGUGAAGGUGGACCAUGAGUCCUUGCUUAUCAUCGGCUCUUUGGGCAUUCAGGUGUCGUCCAGCUACGCUUCAGGCCGAGAGACUACAACAUUUAUUGAAAUGAGCAAGAUCAAGGACAUUGUCAUCAAUGAAGCUGUUCACAUGCAACAGAUCAUCUACUACCUGUGUGUGCUGCUGAAGGACCCCUCUGAGCCGAAUGCAGUGUCAAGUGUUGUGCCAUUGUUCCAGAGUUCAAAGCCGAGGCUGAACUGCCUGGUGAAGGUUUAUAAGAGCUGUCAGGAGAUUCUUUCAAAGUGCUGAUGAAAUGAAAUGCUGGUCAUCCAUUAGCCAUGCUUCUGGUUAGGCAACAUGUUUGUAAUAUUUCUCUGUUUUAGGUUAUCUCCUUUGAAUGAAUGAACACACGGGAGUUUAGUUUUAAAAUAGACACAUUUUGUUUUUCUUUAUGUUUUGUAUCAGGAUAUUUCUCCUUUUCCAAUUGUAUAAACAAAAACUAUUUCAUUACUCUGAUCUGUUGACCAACAUUAGUGUCUUAUUUACUUUGUAUUGACAUGUAGCUACUUGAAUUAAAUGAGCACUGGUGCUAGACUA
Cheilinus undulatus (humphead wrasse) is the source of this 1139-nucleotide messenger RNA. RefSeq names its product phosphatidylinositol glycan anchor biosynthesis, class H (gene pigh). Bases 306 to 851 code for a protein of 181 amino acids. The transcript is spliced from 4 exons. Gene Ontology annotation, biological process: GPI anchor biosynthetic process. Gene Ontology annotation, cellular component: glycosylphosphatidylinositol-N-acetylglucosaminyltransferase (GPI-GnT) complex. NCBI's taxonomy places the organism in Eukaryota, Metazoa, Chordata, Actinopteri, Labriformes, Labridae. The record is from RefSeq and is a predicted model, not a curated record.